Messenger RNA from Suillus subalutaceus, 750 nucleotides. RefSeq lists its product as uncharacterized. Lineage: Eukaryota; Fungi; Basidiomycota; Agaricomycetes; Boletales; Suillaceae. The record is from RefSeq and is a predicted model, not a curated record. The transcript is spliced from 3 exons. The coding region runs from base 1 to 750 and encodes 249 amino acids.
AUGUUGGACGUUCUCAAGGACUCAACAAUCGCCUCGAAGAGCGGCAAGGACGCCCGCUCUCGUUUCUGGGCGGCAUACAAAAGAGUCGCCGAGGAACAUGACGAUGAGUUCCUUGACCAAUACUACAAUGACAUGGACAUCGUGUGUUACUUCUCUGGUCUGUUCUCCGCCGUCAGCGCGGCUUUUAUUGUGUCGAUGGAGUCGAAUCUUAUUCCAGACCCUACCGACACCACGAAUGCCCUUAUUACACAGCUCGUCCUGAUCGGACUCGGCAAUUUCACUGCAGCGGGGUCUGCGCCGGUAGCACCAGCAUCUACCUGGUCGCCGACUACAGCCAAUUUAAGGGUUCAAUCCAUCGCCUACGCAAGCUUGUCCUUCGGUUUACUCGCCGCUUUCGGGGCUAUGCUAUGCAAGCAGUGGCUCGGGUACUACAAGUCGCACAGAUACAGCCGCGGCUCGGAGGAUGAACGAGGGAAGCGCAGACAAGAGAAGCUCGACGGCAUUAUCACAUGGCAUUUCCAUGGUGUCGUGCAAUCGUUCCCUAUCCUACUCCAAAUCUCUCUUCUUCUAUUUGGAAUUGCCCUCGGCGCCAAUAUGUGGUACGAGCAGUAUACAAUCGCCUGGGUCAUCAUUGCAGCCACGGUCUUCGGAUUUUUGUUUUAUUCCCUGACGGUGAUGGCAGCUUUGGUAUCUCCCCGCGUGUCCAUUUCAGACGCCAAUAUCGAUGAUAUUGCGCAAGUGGCGCGUUGA